This is a messenger RNA of Jatropha curcas, 2356 nucleotides long. RefSeq names its product threonyl-tRNA synthetase, putative / threonine-tRNA ligase. The record is from RefSeq and is a predicted model, not a curated record. Gene Ontology annotation, cellular component: cytoplasm; chloroplast stroma. Gene Ontology annotation, molecular function: threonine-tRNA ligase activity; ATP binding. NCBI's taxonomy places the organism in Eukaryota, Viridiplantae, Streptophyta, Magnoliopsida, Malpighiales, Euphorbiaceae. Gene Ontology annotation, biological process: threonyl-tRNA aminoacylation.
CCACUACCCAGUGGACUUGCGAAAUCCUCCACCAUACGAAGGAAAAAAGGGAGAACCAAAGCCUAAUCCCACGUUUAAGGUAUAGAGGAAAUGGCCACAUAUCCUUCUCUACUCUCUUCUCUUUCCCCCUGUAAACCCAGUUCACUUACCCUCUUAAAUCCCCCAUUGCCUUUUCAUUGUCCCGCAAAACGUUCCGUUUCCAUAUCUAAGCUGCAACCCGAAACCCAAACUAGGACUUUUGGUUCUCUUUAUAGGAAGAGAAAUGGCCUUUCUAUGUCUACUGCAGUUGCUACUGAGUCAGCGACUGCGGCUCGAAACGAUGUCGUUGAAGAAACCCAGAGAGAGGAAACCGAGAAAAUUGUGCUUCCUACUAAUGAAUCAUCUGAGAAACUCUUAAGGAUUCGCCACACGUGUGCACAUGUUAUGGCUAUGGCUGUUCAAAAGCUGUAUCCUGAAGCAAAAGUGACAAUUGGGCCGUGGAUAGAUAAUGGAUUUUAUUACGAUUUUGAUAUGGAGCCUUUGACUGAUAAAGACCUCAAGAAGAUUAAGAAGGAAAUGGAUCGCAUUAUUGGUCGAAAUUUACCCCUUGUAAGAGAAGAAGUUUCUAGAGAUGAAGCUAAGAGAAGAAUAAUGGCUAUUAAUGAGCCUUACAAGAUGGAGAUUUUGGAAAGCAUAAAAGAAGAUCCUAUCACUAUCUACCAUAUUGGUGCAGAAUGGUGGGAUCUUUGUGCUGGACCUCAUGUGGAAACUACUGGCCUUAUAAACAAGAAAUCUGUUGAGCUUGAAUCUGUUGCUGGUGCUUACUGGAGAGGAGAUGAAAAAAACCCAAUGCUGCAGAGGAUCUAUGGAACAGCUUGGGAGAAUGAACAGCAACUAAAAGCUUAUCUUCACUUCAAAGAGGAGGCUAAACGUCGAGACCAUAGGCGCCUUGGCCAAGAUCUUGAUCUUUUCUCUAUACAGGAUGAAGCAGGUGGAGGCUUAGUUUUCUGGCAUCCGAAGGGUGCCAUUGUUAGGCAUAUUAUAGAAGACUCAUGGAAGAAAACGCAUAUAAAACAUGGUUACGAUUUGUUAUAUACUCCCCAUGUGGCGAAGGCCGAGUUGUGGAAGAUAAGUGGUCACCUGGACUUCUACAGAGAGAAUAUGUAUGAUCAGAUGCAGAUUGAGGAUGAAAAUUAUCAACUUCGACCUAUGAAUUGCCCUUAUCACAUUUUGGUUUUCAAAAGAAAGCUCAACUCUUAUCGUGAUUUUCCAAUCCGGGUUGCAGAGCUAGGAACAGUAUAUAGAUAUGAGUUGUCUGGAAGUUUACAUGGUCUUUUCCGUGUAAGAGGUUUUACCCAGGAUGAUGCGCACAUAUUUUGUUUGGAAGAUCAAAUUAAAGAUGAAAUCAGAGGAGUCCUAGAUCUUACAGAAGAGAUAUUAUUGCAAUUUGGCUUCAGCAAGUAUGAAGUGAACCUCUCAACUAGGCCAGAGAAAUUUGUGGGAGGUGAUGAUAUAUGGGAAAAGGCAACAUCUGCCCUUAGAGAUGCUCUGGAAGAUAAGGGUUGGAACUAUCAAAUUGACGAAGGUGGCGGUGCCUUUUAUGGUCCAAAGAUAGAUCUUAAGAUUGAGGAUGCUCUUGGAAGGAAGUGGCAGUGCUCAACUAUACAGGUUGAUUUUAAUUUACCUCAACGGUUUGACAUUACUUAUGUUGACUCGAACACAGAGAAGAAGCAGCCUAUAAUGAUUCAUAGAGCAGUACUUGGAUCCUUAGAGCGGUUUUUUGGGGUCCUCAUAGAACAUUAUGCUGGGGAUUUUCCAUUGUGGCUCUCUCCAAUCCAAGUUCGAGUUUUGCCAGUCACCGACACACAGCUUGAAUACUGCAAAGAGGUGACUAACAAACUGAAAGGUAAUGAUAUUCGAACUGAAGUUUGCCACGGGGAGCGUUUGCCAAAGCUAAUUAGAAAUGCAGAGAAGCAGAAAAUUCCUUUAAUGGCAGUUGUGGGAGCCAAGGAGGUUGAGACACAAAGCGUCACUAUCAGAUCUAGGUUUAGCGGGGAGCUUGGAACAAUGAAAAUUGAUGAUUUUAUCAGCAGAAUUAAGUUUGCUGUCGAUAAGAGAACUUCAUUGUGAAGGUGGUGCUGGGAAAUUGAUUAAUUUCUGUUUAGAGGAUUUAUGAAAAUUUUUUUUUUUUUUUAAAGGAUUUUUAUACUUGCUAGAGAGAAAAAAUACGAGAUGAAUAUAUAGAGAGAGGAUGAGAAUCUAAUAUGAUUGUAUAAAUGUAUUCUUCAGAACUCUCCAUAAGUUGACUUCUGAAUUACGUUUUUAUUUUUUUGUUGGAAUUCCUUAAAAAAAUAGGACGAAUUGUUGAUUAUUUCCA